AAUAAAGUGAGUUUGAAAAGACAAGGAUUGAGCUAUUUAACUUGACAUUUAUUUUGCUGUUGUAAGAUAUUAGAUAGUCAAAAUUGGUCAAGGAGGAUCAACAUACCAAUCUGGGGUGAACCCAGAGAAAAUGGAGGAUCAUUUUGUUUGUCCAAUUUGUAUAGAGUUUGCAGAGGAUGCAGUGGAGACUACCUGUUGUCAUAAUAUCUACUGUCAUGCUUGUAUCACAAGUAUACAUAAAGAUGAAUGCCCUACCUGUCGGGCUAGUAAACCCAAGUAUAAGUUUGAAGUUUCCCAUUUAGCCAGACGUUUGAUUGGUGGAAUGGAGAUGACUUGUCCAUUUGGUUGUGGGACAGUAGUUCCAAGAUCAGAAAAAAAAGGUCACGAGUUGACAUGCAUUAAUAAACCUUAUCACUGUCCAGCUAUGGGAUGUGAGUUCCAGGGAGUGCGAGAAGCCUUCCUCCAACACAUGAUAACUGAACAUGCAUCAACAAUCCUUAAAAACGUAGAUCAACUUUUUGAGGGAGCUCCUCUUGAAGCUGCUGAAGUUGAAAUUGAUCGGAUUAAGACUACAGUUAAUUUUAAAAAGGCCUAUGCUCGUCUUGGUGAAACCGGCAAAUAUUAUUGCUCUAAGGCUCUUGAUGGUCCUCGCUGUACAUGCUGCAAUGGAAACUGUGGACCAACCAAUGGUUGCAACUGUUCAUCUUGUAUGAAAUUGGAUGUGUAUGUCAGAAAGUUACCUAACAAUUGGUUUGUUAACAGAGAUGGAGCUGCAUGUAGAAAAGGUGUAACU
Molecule: messenger RNA, 793 nt
Organism: Lottia gigantea (owl limpet)
Lineage: Eukaryota; Metazoa; Mollusca; Gastropoda; Lottiidae
Exons: 2
Molecular function (GO): zinc ion binding
Source: RefSeq, a predicted model, not a curated record